ACCUCACACGAAGCAACAGAUCCCUCUUAUCAAAUACAAGACGUCUGUUUCCUCACAUUCAAAUUAGGAUUACGUUAAUGUACGCGCUCUGAAAACCCUAAUGGAAGACGUGUGAGGCUUAGAAAGGGGGGAGGAGACAUAGACAACAUUUAUGGGAGGGAGGAGGAGAGACAGCAAACGAGAGAAACGAGAAACAGGUUGGGAAGGAGACGAUUGACUCUUUGCUGUGUGGAACCAGGGUUUUCUCUCAGUUUUGUUUUAUCCUGCACUUUUCUAGGUGGCCCAGUGAGGACGUCCCAGCAGACAGUUUCCCACAGAGAUCCCCUGGGAGUGGACGAGAAAGUGCCCUGAGGUCGGGAAAAAAAGUUCCUCUCCAUUGCCAUGUCUGCUCCUGAUUACCCAGGCUCCUACAACCAGCCACCCUAUGCCAUGCCUCAGCAAGGCGGCCAAUCCGUUGCCCCUUAUCCUGUUCCUCAGGGAGGGUAUGGAGAUCCGGGUCAAGCUCCUCCCCCAGGCUUCAAUAUGGGCUACAACCAAGGCCCGCCUCCAGUCAUGUACCAGCCAGGACCAGUCGUCACAGCUCCAGGGCAAGAGUAUGGAGGACCUCCCCAGGCAAUCUCCCCGGCCCCGGCCCAUGGGCAAGCUGCAUCUCCGGUUGGGGUUCCUCCGGGGCUGGAGUACCUCGCACAGAUCGAUCAAAUCCUGAUUCACCAGAAAGUGGAACUCCUGGAAGCUUUCAUCGGGUUUGAGACCAACAACCAGUACGAGAUAAAGAACAGUCUGGGCCAAAAGAUCUACAAGGCCAAAGAGAAGAACGACUGCUGCACCAGGAACUGCUGCGGCUCGCUGCGCAGCUUCGACAUGAAGAUCAAGGACACGAUGGACCAGGAGGUGAUCCGCCUGGUCCGGCCGUUCCGCUGCGUCUCCUGCUGGUGUCCCUGCUGUCUGCAAGAGAUGGAGGUCCAGGCACCGCCCGGCACCACCAUAGGCUACGUGAAACAGCUCUGGCAUCCUUUCCUGCCUCGGUUCUCCAUCCAGGGAGCGAACAAGGAGUCGCUGCUGGUACUGGAAGGGCCGUGCUUCGCCUGCAACUGCUGUGGGGAUGUCAACUUUGAGCUGAAGGGGAAAGAUGGAGGCAAGCCCAUCGGUCGCAUCAGCAAGCAGUGGAGCGGUCUCCUGAAGGAGGUCUUCACCGACACGGACAACUUUGGCAUCCAGUUCCCGCUGGACUUGGACGUGAAGAUGAAAGCUGUGCUCAUGGGAGCCUGCUUCCUCAUCGAUUUCAUGUUUUUCGAGAAAGUGGGCGAGGCCAACCAGCGCAGCAGCGUGUUUUCAUAACAGAGGAGAAAGAAAGGACGGGGGAACAACAGCAUGGGAGGAAGGACUGUAUCCAGUUAUGCAUGCUCUCUGUGUUUAUGUACUUUUUCUUAUUUCUUUUUUAAUCUUCACAAGAUUCCAGCCAAUAUGGUGCUAACACCACAUGUUCAGACCAAUAUCAGCCAAUGAACCGUGAUUCCAGCCGUCUGACGCCAUGUUGCCUUACACUCCUUGUCAAAAGAAACCAACUUAACCUCCAUGUUUUUUUCAGUGCCUACUAAAAAGAGAAUUAUUAGCAAAUAUGUACACACGGAGAUUUUGAAUUUCUCUAUGCUGCACUGGUAUUGACUUUUCAUUAUUUAUGCUCUGCGUUUAGCGAUUAUUAUUGCACUUUUAUACAUUCUUGGAGAGAAGAAUAGACCAGACAGAAGCAGGCGGUCGCUCCACCACUUUGGUCAAGACUGAAAUAUUUCAACAACCUCCGGAUGAAUUGUCGUGUAGUUCUGAACAGACUGUCAUGGUCCGCAGAGGACGAACUUUGGUCAUCGCAAACUUCAGCUCAGAAUCUGUGUGACCCAAUACCCUUUUUUUUAGCAAGUGCAUGCUAACAUUUAGCUUGAAGCGCUGCUCAGCCACAGACUCCUAGAGCUGAUAGUAUCCCCUAAGUAAACGCUGCAGACUUUAUCUUAUAACUUAUAAAAACAACUUAAGUACUACCGGCAGUAAUAUAUUGUUAUUUAGCUUGUGAACGCUGCCACCUGACGCAUUUGUAGCCAGAGGUGGUGAAGCCAUGGUAUAGAGAUACCAUCUAUACCUGUGCUCGACCAAUCACGAUUUAUUUGACUUCUACUUUGAAUUUUUAUUCUGGUCCGUUUCUCAUCCACUAACAGUGACGAGGCGGGUUUUAUGAUCUAUUCUGUGUCUAGCCACUAGGGGAUGAUCAAGAUGUUUACAUCACAGCCAUGACGUCCCUCUUUCUCUAAAGUCUAUGGGUGUGACAGUGAGACCAAUGGGAGGAUGUUGAAUAUCUUGUCAGUGUUGACGCAUGCGCUGACAGUAUUUACCAAAGUGCUCCUUCUCUAGCCUGGUCUGCAUAAUCUGAACAGAACUGUAGCUCUUCUGUGUUGUAGUUGUUGCCGUGGAGACCGGUGCUACAGUCAAGCCUGGCCCUCCAAUUUCUCCAGAUGCAACUGCUUUUGUCCUAGAGACAAUGUGAUGGAAAGUGGAAAAAAAUGGGAAAGGAAAUAAGAAAGCAGAAGUUGGGGGUUGGUGAAUGUCGAUCUGACGUUUAGGGGGAAAAAAUGACUGUGCGUAAAAAGUGAGGUGACUAAGGAAAUGUUCUGUUGUAUCUGCAGAGUGACCUGAACGGCAGAUUAAUGUUGAUUAUUGCUAUUUUAUUCAUAUAAUCAUCCUCAUGAAAUAACAUGGGCGUGCCUCCAUUGGGGCUCGGAUGCCACUACUGCUUUUCAAUCCAAACUCUGUAUUGCACUGUCUGUAACUGUGUCUCAUUAUAUGUGCAAACUGUAUAUAAACAACCAUUCAUCUGUCUGCAGUUGGACCUCUGAGGAUGUAGAGAACACAUUUGUUCAUCGGGUCAGGUUCAUCUGCAGAUUGUGCCUUUUCGAAUCAGUUGAAUCUGCAGCCGACAGCACUAGUACGCAUAUUUGUGCUACUUUCCUUUAAUGUGUGUCUUGUGAUUGUUAUAUACUUUUUUUUACAUAAAGAAUACGAUGUAGUUGUUCAA
Molecule: messenger RNA, 3061 nt
Organism: Limanda limanda (common dab)
Lineage: Eukaryota; Metazoa; Chordata; Actinopteri; Pleuronectiformes; Pleuronectidae
Product: phospholipid scramblase 2-like
Exons: 8
Coding region: 382-1338 (318 amino acids)
Biological process (GO): plasma membrane phospholipid scrambling
Cellular component (GO): plasma membrane
Molecular function (GO): phospholipid scramblase activity
Source: RefSeq, a predicted model, not a curated record